UACAGGAGAUGACCAGAGACUGCGGACAUAGUACAGGAGAUGACCAGAGACUGCGGACACAGUACAGGGGAUGACCAGAGACUGCAGACACAGUACAGGGGAUGACCAGAGACUGCAGACACAGUACAGGGGAUGACCAGAGACUGCGGACACAGUACAGGAGAUGAUUAGAGACUGCGGACAUAGUACAGGAAAUGACCAGAGAUGGCAGACAGUACAGGAGAUGACCACAGACUGCAGACAGUACAGGAGAUGUCCAGAGACUGCAGACAGUACAGGGGAUGACCAGAGACUGCAGACAGUAUAGG
Molecule: messenger RNA, 308 nt
Organism: Staurois parvus
Lineage: Eukaryota; Metazoa; Chordata; Amphibia; Anura; Ranidae
Source: the annotation of a GenBank genome assembly